AUGAUGUGGAUAUUCUAUGGCUUGCUAGGGGCCACCGCCGCAUUUUCCCAACGGGAUGGAAUCGGUGAUGUUCCGGUUGAUGUGGAGACAAGGUUGGGGAAGAUCCGAGGCCGAGAGGGAACUUUUGAGAUGAAAGAUGGUUCUUUGCCCAAGGUCCGCACGUUUCUCAGUGUGCCAUUCGCCGAGCCGCCCACCGGCAAUUUGCGCUUCCGGCCGCCCGUCCCAAAAAAGCCGUGGCGAGAAGCGGUUGAAGCCAUUGAACCACCGCCAGCAUGUUAUCAGGGCCGCGACAACUACAACACGUCAUUUUGGGGCUCCGAAAUGUGGAAUCACAACACCCCGGCGAAGGAGGAUUGCCUUUACCUGAAUAUCUGGGCCCCAGCUGAUGCUCGGAAUCUUACUGUAAUGGUGUGGUUAUUUGGAGGUGGCUAUUACUCGGGCAGCGCCUCUUUAAUACUCUACGACGGCCGGGCCCUGGCGGUGACGGGCAACGUGGUGGUGGUCAACAUCAACUAUCGAGUCGGCCCGUUCGGCUAUCUGUUCUUUGACCACACCGAUGCCCCCGGAAAUAUGGGAAUGCUCGAUCAGCAACUAGCCCUGCAAUGGAUCCGGGACAACAUCUUCUCAUUUGGUGGCAACCCGGAUCGGGUGACCCUUUUCGGGGAGAGUGCCGGCGCCUCGAGCAUCGUCGCCCAUCUCAUCGCACCCGGGUCACAAAGGCUAUUCAAACACGGCAUCCUCCAAUCGGGCAGUUUGGACAACAAAUGGAGCAUGGACACCCCGCAGCGAGCACGCAGGAAAAGCGAAAAACUCGCCGAACUCGUCGGAUGCAACCGGACUACGGAUACCGCCACGAUCCAAUGCUUGCGUGAUUCUGAGCCCCAGAAGCUGGUCGACGUGAUGUGGAAUGUCGAUUUGACGUUUCUGGAAUUCCCCUUCGUCAUCGUUAGUCGGGAUCGGCAUUUCUUCCGUCAUAAGGAUGGCUUCCAAUCACUCCGUAAAGCCGAUUUCACCAAGGGCGUCAACCUGAUGUUCGGAAUCAACCACGAUGAGGGUGCGCAAUUUUUGGAACAUCUACAACCUGCCCGACUAUUUCAACAUUCAAAUAUUCACGACCAUCACAAUACCGGCAAUUUUCAGGAUACCGCGACGAUACAAUGCCUGCGUGAUUCUGAGCCCCAGAAGCUGGUCGACGUGAUGUGGAACGUCGAUUUGACGUUUCUGGAAUUCCCCUUCGUCAUCGUUAGUCGGGAUCGGCAUUUCUUCCGUCAUAAGGAUGGGUUCCAAUCACUCCGUAAAGCCGAUUUCACCAAGAGCGUCAACCUGAUGUUCGGCAUCAACCACGAUGAGGGCAAUUUUUGGAACAUCUACAACCUGCCCGACUAUUUCAACGUGCCCAUCCAGCCCGAAUUGACCAGGGAGGAAUUCUUUGACUGUGUCGACAAGGCAUUCGCCGUCCAGCCCGAAGUCAUCCGGUAUGCCACCAAGUUCGUCUACUCGGACCCGUACUGCAACGGGACCGGCAAGCGCAAAUUCUACGCCGAGCAGGUGAAUCAAAUGGUCGGCGACUAUUUCUUCACCUGCGACUCCAUCUGGCUUGCCGAUAAAGUGGCCGCCGAUCCCACAAAUAACGCCCAAGUCUACAUCUACUACUUUGACCAGCAUAGCAGCGCGAAUCCGUGGCCCGAAUGGACGGGGGUGAUGCAUGGCUACGAGAUCGAAUACGUCUUCGGCGUGCCGUUGUACAAUAAAACGGCCGGAUACACGAGAAGAGAAGAGAUAUUCUCGCGAAAAGUGAUAGACUACUGGACAACGUUUGCUACGACUGGCGUCCCUUCCGUGCACGGCAGCAAAAAUCAUGCCAUCUGGCCGAAAUACGAUCAGACAAGCAAGAGUUGGAUGAACCUGAAGGCCGGUUCUAACCUAUUUGCAAUGCACGCCAAGAAGAGCGUCGAAUGUGAUUUGUGGCGCCAUUCCAAGGAUCUCGAAUUUAAUAAUUACGUCCACGUCGUCUCUUCGACACGAGAAUACACCAUCUCUACCAUUACCAUCCUCAUCAUUGGAGCCCUUCUCUUC
Mesorhabditis spiculigera is the source of this 2076-nucleotide messenger RNA. Lineage: Eukaryota; Metazoa; Nematoda; Chromadorea; Rhabditida; Rhabditidae. The record is from the annotation of a GenBank genome assembly.